GCAGAGUGACAUUGAAACCACGAACAACGUUUUCUGACUUUUGAAUCAGUUUGAAGUGUUCUAAGUUUUCUUCCAAGGGAAUUGCUCCCAGACUUUGACUUUCCAGAUUUGUUCGACAUAAGACAUUCAGGGACGAGAUGAGGAUACUAUUCAUCAGCUUUGCCAUCUUCUGUCUGUGGCUUCUACCAAUGGUGCAGGAGGAGGAUGCUGGGAAGACCUUGGACUAUCUGAACCUCGAUCCAAAUGUUGACAACACCUCACAGCCCCUUACCUACGGAAUAGGAAGGAGGGGGAAAGAAGGAAACCUUGGAGCUGCAAUGAAAGUCAAACACCUUUCCAAAGAUGUAUCCACCAAGCCUAAGGCCUUCAGCUAUAGCUCUGUGGGCCCAUAUGGCUGGUCACAGAGCCUCUCCCUCCCCUUGGAUCAGUCACAGUUUGGCUCCAAAUCCAAGCCCCCCAUAAAAACACCUAUCAAGGUCAAGAAGACCUUUGGGUGGGGCAACUUCUACCUCAACAUCAAAACCAUCAAGUUCAGCCUGCUGGUGACAGGUAAGAUAGUGGACCACAUCAACGGCACCUUCAGUGUGUACUUCCGCCACAACUCGUCCCGUCUGGGGAAUAUCUCAGUGAGCAUCGUUCCUCCCUCCAAAGCCGUGGAAUGGGAGGAUGCGGGACGCCCGAAACUCCACUUCCAGAGUCAGCCGCAGUCCACCCCCAAUGAGCACCGGCAGGAGAUGAAGGCCCUCAACUGCGUGGUGGAGUACCAGAGGACCAACAGAGCCAAGAAAACAAAGCCAUGCCUCUACGAUCCCUCCCAGACCUGCUACUCAGAACACACCCAGUCUCACGCCACUUGGAUCUGUGCCAAGCCCUUCAAGGUCAUCUGUGUAUUCAUCUUUUUUCUCAGCGCCGACUACAAACUGGCACAGAAGGUCUGUCCAGACUACAACUUCCAGGCUGAUCUCCAGCACUUUGGAAGACGAGGAUAGUGGAUGAACUAGGCGGGUUAUUAAAGCAUGUUUUCCUUCAUCUCCUAUAUCAUUGGAGAAAGGGGUUUGUUUUG
Oncorhynchus masou masou (cherry salmon) is the source of this 1063-nucleotide messenger RNA. RefSeq names its product neurexophilin-4-like. The transcript is spliced from 2 exons. Lineage: Eukaryota; Metazoa; Chordata; Actinopteri; Salmoniformes; Salmonidae. The record is from RefSeq and is a predicted model, not a curated record. The coding region runs from base 138 to 989 and encodes 283 amino acids. Gene Ontology annotation, molecular function: signaling receptor binding.